UAAAUUACAUCCUGUCAUGUGAUAGGAUACUCUAAAGGGGCAAAACAUCAACAUAGUAUCUUGUGACAUGUUUAAAUAGAGGUUUUAACUAUCCAUUAUCAAUUUCUAUGAACUUAUUCCACAAAUAUGCUGUUUGAUAAGUUCAGAUUUUGAGUUUCCAUUAAGAGUUAAAAAAAACACAGGAUUUGACAUACCUCUUAUUUGUAAGAGGAAGAGGUAAUGACAAAUACCAGGAAACAGGAAUGCCUUCUUACUUCAGACGAACUGCUUACUUUGUCAUACCUAUAGUGCUUAUUACUUAAAGGCACUUUUGUAUUGCUGGAACAGAACCUUUACUACUGGCUUUUAGGAUUUCAGAAACACUUUUGUUUCCAGAGAUAUACAACAGGAUAAUGGAUUUAAACAUCUCAGAACUGAGUGAUGAUUAUAAUUACAGCCAUUAUUAUGAUUAUGGAGAUGAACCAUUGGACGGCUUUGGACUUUGUGAAAAGGCACACGUCAAAGUAUUUGGAAGAAUUUUUCUACCCGUCUCUUACAUUAUCAUUUGCACCCUCAGCAUUAUAGUAAAUAUACUUUUUAUUUCAACUUUAAUCAAAUCCAAACAUCAUAGAAAAACAUUUCCUAUGAGUAUGGCGAUUUCUGAUAUGUUGUUUGCAUUAACACUCCCUUUUUGGGCAGUAUAUGCCCAUAAUGAAUGGAUAUUUGGCAAUGAUUCCUGCAAGACAGUUACUGCGAUUUACAUCACUACUUUGUACAGCAGUAUCCUGUUCAUCACUUGUAUAAGUGUGGAUAGGUAUUUAAGUGUAGUAUGGACUCUUUCCAACUGGAACCACUGUACACCUAUGGAAAACACCUUAGUGUGCUUUGUGGUGUGGAGCCUCUCCAUCUUAGCAGCAGCUCCACAUUGGACCUUCGUUCAGGAACAAGAGUUUCACGGCCAGAAGAUUUGCAUGUACCCUUUUGGAGAGGAAAAUCACUUGCCUCUGUGGAAGAUUCUCAUGAAGUUUCAGCUGAACGUCUUUGGGUUUCUCACACCUUUUCUGAUCAUGCUCUUCUGCUACCUGCGAGUCUGCUGUGCUGUAGCGAAGGUUAAAGUGGGACCGAGACGAAAGAGUCUGAAAUUGGUCAUGAUAGUUGUUGUGGUAUUUUUUGUGUUAUGGUUCCCGUACAACAUUGUGUCCUUUUUACACUCCUUGCAACACUUGCAUGUGAUUUCUAAUUGUGCCACAAGCCUACAUCUGGAUUUCGCCAUUCAGGUUACAGAGGUCAUUGCCUAUAGCCAUGGUUUUGUAAAUCCCAUUGUGUAUGCCUUUGUCAACAAGAGGAUUUGGAAGGGCUUUGCUAAGAUGUGUGGGGGGAAAUGCAGAAGAAGAACCAGUGAUGAGUAUGUGCUGGAGUGCUCCGAUAGUACAAAGUCCAUGUCAGUUCAGAGUGGAGUGAUAGAGUUACAAGCAGUUCAGAGCUACCUAGAGAAUAAUACUCAUCAAUCAAUAAACACAGAGCAGAGAUAAUCCUCCAUAAGAGUUGAAAUGGUUUUGCACAAAUAACUGUUUACAUUAGGACAUGUUAACUAUACCUGGGGAGUUAAUUGGAUUAUUUACUAUCACUCUCUAUUUACAGUGUGUUUGUGUCCUUCUAUUCCUUGUAUUCAUAUACAGUAUAUCAUUGUACAAAUAGGGGGGGUAUAUUGGCAAAAUACAUGACAAUAAAGAUGUUUAAUUUUU
This is a messenger RNA of Salvelinus fontinalis (brook trout), 1724 nucleotides long. RefSeq names its product atypical chemokine receptor 2. The record is from RefSeq and is a predicted model, not a curated record. Lineage: Eukaryota; Metazoa; Chordata; Actinopteri; Salmoniformes; Salmonidae. The transcript has 2 exons. The coding region runs from base 393 to 1511 and encodes 372 amino acids. Gene Ontology annotation, biological process: immune response; G protein-coupled receptor signaling pathway; chemotaxis. Gene Ontology annotation, molecular function: chemokine receptor activity. Gene Ontology annotation, cellular component: membrane.